Molecule: messenger RNA, 738 nt
Organism: Nipponia nippon (crested ibis)
Lineage: Eukaryota; Metazoa; Chordata; Aves; Pelecaniformes; Threskiornithidae
Gene: ADIPOQ
Product: adiponectin, C1Q and collagen domain containing
Molecular function (GO): protein binding
Source: RefSeq, a predicted model, not a curated record
AUGAGGGGCCCAGAAGGCUUCCUCCUUUGCUUGCUGCUGCUGGUGGCCCCCCAUUGCACAGAGGUGGCUGCCGAGGAGGUCCAGCCUGACCCCAAAACGCCGUGUGCCAACUGGAUGGGAGGAGCGCCCGGCUACCCUGGCCACAAUGGGCUCCCCGGCCGGGACGGCAAAGACGGAAAAGAUGGACAAAAGGGAGAGAAAGGAGAGGAAGGUGUGCGAGGCCCCAAAGGUGACCAAGGUGAAAUAGGAAUCCCAGGGCAGGAAGGACCAAGAGGAUUUCCCGGAUACCCAGGGCAGAAAGGGGAGAAGGGUGAAGGCUCCUUCAUCUACCGCUCCGCCUUCAGUGUGGGGCUGACAGAGCGAGUCCCCCACCCCAACGUCCCCAUCCGCUUCAGCAAGAUCUUCUACAACGAGCAGAGCCACUACGAUGCCAGCACCGGCAAGUUCGUCUGCAGCAUCCCCGGCACAUACUACUUCGCCUACCACCUGACAGUCUACCUGUCGGAUGUCAAGGUCAGCCUCUACAAGAAGGGCAAGGCAGUCAUCUUCACCUAUGACCAGUUCCAGAAGAACAAUGUUGACCAAGCGAGUGGCUCCAUCUUGCUGCACCUCAGUGCUGGGGACGAUGUCUGGCUUCAGGUGUAUGGGGAGGGGGACAACAACGGCGUCUACGCCGACAACAUCAACGAUUCCACUUUCAUGGGCUUCCUCCUGUACCCAGACCUGGAUGCCCAUUAA